Messenger RNA from Chroicocephalus ridibundus (black-headed gull), 7946 nucleotides. It is a transcript of the gene CHP1, whose product is annotated as calcineurin like EF-hand protein 1. Gene Ontology annotation, biological process: positive regulation of sodium:proton antiporter activity. NCBI's taxonomy places the organism in Eukaryota, Metazoa, Chordata, Aves, Charadriiformes, Laridae. The coding region runs from base 204 to 791 and encodes 195 amino acids. Gene Ontology annotation, molecular function: calcium ion binding. The record is from RefSeq and is a predicted model, not a curated record. Gene Ontology annotation, cellular component: plasma membrane. The transcript has 10 exons.
GCCGGGCCGGGCCGGGCCGGGCCGGACGCGGCGGGUGGGGCGAUAGGAGUCGGUGUGAGCUCGCUUUCCGCCUUAGUACGGCUGGGCGAGUGUGGUUGGGAGCGUGCUGGGGGUGGCUGUGGUACUGCCGUCGCUGUUCGGCUGCGUAACUCUUCCCGGCGCGGGGUGCGGCCCUUCCCUUCCCCUCAGGCCCAGCGGCGGCGAUGGGUUCUCGGGCGUCUACGCUGCUGCGGGACGAGGAGAUCGAGGAGAUCAAGAAGGAGACAGGCUUCUCCCACAGUCAAAUCACCCGCUUGUACAGUCGCUUUACCAGCCUAGACAAAGGAGAAAAUGGCACUCUUAGCCGUGAAGACUUCCAGCGGAUUCCAGAGCUUGCCAUCAAUCCACUGGGAGACAGAAUUAUCAAUGCCUUCUUUCCAGAAGGAGAGGACCAGGUGAAUUUCCGUGGAUUCAUGAGGACACUAGCCCACUUCCGACCCAUAGAAGAUAAUGAAAAGAGCAAAGACCAGAAUGGACCUGAACCACUGAACAGCCGAAGUAACAAGCUCCACUUUGCUUUUCGGUUAUACGAUCUAGAUAAAGAUGACAAGAUUUCCAGGGAUGAGCUUCUUCAGGUAUUACGGAUGAUGGUUGGUGUAAACAUUUCAGAUGAGCAGCUUGGCAGCAUUGCUGACAGGACAAUCCAGGAAGCUGAUCAAGAUGGGGAUAGCGCCAUCUCCUUUGCAGAGUUUGUAAAGGUUUUGGAGAAGGUGGAUGUAGAGCAGAAAAUGAGCAUUCGAUUUCUUCACUGAUGGAUGGAGAACCUAUUGCUUUCUACCCCACUAUAUAAUGAAUAAACUUCAUUUUCUCCUUAGCACCUUCCCACAGAGCAUUGCUACUGGUGCAUAUACAGUACAUCUCCACCCCCUCCCUGAUUUGUUUUACCAAUGUGAACAUUCCCUGUGCAUCAGGAACAAAGGGAAAUGGCUGCCAUGCAACUUGGAAAGGAGCAUUAUUUUUUUUUUUUAUAUAUUUCCCUUCCAUUUUUUUUUACCCUUUCUCCCUUGUCUCCUUCUGCACUGCUGUUUCAGCAGAAAUGUCUCUCCGUAUGUACUGCUGUUUAAUCUACAAGCUGAUUCUUCUGAGCUUUGAAUCUGAGAAUGGAAAAAAGAACAUGCCACAGAAGCACCCUCUGAAACACUUCGGAGAUAAGCGUCUACUCAAAUACUAAGUGCCAUGAUAAUGAUUCACUUUUGCUUGCAGUAGCAACACUACAUUACACCUGUCUUUUUUUUUUUCUUUCCUAUUUGGCUCUUUACAUGCAGAUUUGUUUAUUCCCUGCUUCCAAAUCUGCCAUUUACUUGAGGACUUCUCAAUUUCUAUGUCUUCAUUGUACAACUAGCACUGAAUGCAUGAUGAUAGGCUAGAGUGCUUUAAAGUACUGUGAAUAGUUUUUAUUCUUUGUGGGAUGAAUUCAUAGGGACAAUAGGGGAGUCUGUGGUGGAUACAAGCUCUGGUGUCCUCAAAAGGAAUAGGAAUUCUGCACUAAGUCACUUAAAUUGUUCCAGUAGCAGAUGCAGAAACUUGUUUCCUUUGAGUAGCUUGCAGGCUUGACUGCCAGUGGACCAUGAAGUGCCCUCUUCAGGUUGCUUUGCCCUAGGAUCCCUCCUCUCAUCAGGGUGGUUUUGCCUCUGAAAGUGUACAUAAUGCAGUACCAGCGUACAUAAUGCAAGAGAACUAGUCAUGCCAAAAUCUGUACUUGUAGUUCUGUCACUGACCCCUGGUAAUAGUGUCAUGAAACAUAGUACUGACUUCUUUUUUCUUUUAAGUCAUAGUGGCCCAGAUAAUCAGUAAUUACUUAUAUUUUCCAAUAUGGAAGUCCUGGUCUUUUAGAUUUGUGUCAAGGGUGGUAGCUGUAUAUAUGAAAGCUCUGGCAUAAGAAUAUAAUUUGGGGAAGUACCUACUAUCCCAAAUACUUCAGAAUCUAUUUCUACACAAAUCUCUCUGCAAGUGGAAGAUGAUUAAUACCAUUAAUGUAAUGCUGAUGAUAGAUUCAAGAGAUCAAAAUUAUUGAAGGUUCGAUAGUAACAUAAUUUUCUGUGGCUAGAUUGGCAAAUGGUCUCAUCUAGUUCAGCUGGAGCAUCCUACAGUCUGGGAGGUACUGAUAAAACCAAAAAAAUGUGGGAGCUACUUUAUUGAAGAAUCAGUGUUAUAACUGCUUCUCUAUGUCAUGUGUUAAUGUUUCUAUAAAUACUUAGCAGUCUCAAACUACCCUCAAAUGUGCAUUUCCUUUUUUCUCAGUUCCUUUAAUUAUCACUUGUGUUAAAGAAUAACAUGCAAGUCUCUGAAGGAUUUUUGAUUUGUUUUAAAUGAAGGAAUUGCGAAGUCAAAUGUUGCACUUUGUUUUGCAGAGUGCAGCACAAUUCCAGAAAGAAAUGUAAAUUAAAAACCUCUACUCUGUAUGAGAAAGAAAUAUUAUAGUUUUAUGUCCAUGUAAUGUAAAAUAGGAAUGUAACAAUGUUAACAGAUUGAAAAGUAAAAAAGUGUUUGUAGGCUUUGUGGUCUGCUUAAAAGUAGGUGUUGCUCUUUUCUGGCUAUAUAGUUGUAACCUACAGUUGUGCCUUAUUGUCCCAGUGAGACUGGAUAUUGUAUUUAUCAAUCCAUAAAUAAACCUUCCACUGUAUUAAAAAACAAACAAAAAAACCAAAAACAAAACCACAAACAAAACCCCAAAACUAUUCCUGUAUGGUCACUGACUAUCUGUUAAUGACUGGAAAAGUUAAAUACCAGUAGAAUGGUGCUAGCAGGCCUUACAGAUCAACUUCUUUUAUAACUGAGCUUGUUUUCAGAAUAUUAAUAAUCCUUCAUUCUGCUGGUACAGUGGAGGAAACUAGUGCAAAAUUUGAGCUUCAGAAGAGGCCAUGCACUCGUAAUACUGCACUAUGGUUCCCAUAACAACAUGAGCUUUACACCUCUCCAUAGUUCCAAACUAGGCUUUUUUUUUCCCUUUCCCAUAGUGUUGUUCUAAUUAAAUGGUAUAUAAUACCAAUGCUAGUUUGUGAAGCAGGUCCUCUUAAGGUCCCACCUUAGAAAUCAAGUAUUUUUGCUAAUGUGCUUUAAGGCAAACACACAUACUCUAAUAGAUGCACACCAAAAAAAACCCAAAACACCAAAACAAAACCCGAUCCCACUAUCAGAAUGUAACUUUGCUGUUAGCUGUAUAAAUCGCUUGGAAGCCACUGAGUAUCUUAUUCAGUGUUCUGAAAUCUACGUAUUUACAUAUGUAUCUACGUAUGUAACUUAAAAAGUGGUCGUAAGAGAAAGAAUUUUACUGAGCUGAGAUCUUAAAUUUAUGUUGAAUUUAAAACUGUUCAGAGCUAGGCUGUACAGAUAUAAGCAGAUCCCCACAAAGGUAGUAUUUUUAGCAUACAUGAUUGCUUGUUGAAAUUAAAUCUUAAGUUGUCUUGAGAACAAAGGUCAUCUGUGAAGGUUGAAGUCUGGAAGAGUGAUAAAAUUAUCAGCUCAAAGGCAGAACUAGUUAAUAUUUAAUCUUUGUCUUUUGAAAAAGCAGUACAUGGGAUGGGUAUUUAAAUACAAAUGAACCAUUUUCCAGUCUACUGGCAAAUAGGAAGUAAAGUCUAUUUUCAGAUCCGCACACUCGAGUUAGCUAUAUUGAAAAUCUCUGGAUGGUUGCCUGCAGAAAUCUAUGGUUACAAUUACAUUAACUGUUGAGAGUAUUAUGAAGACUACAGAAAGCCUAAGUAGGUUUGAUAGCUAAUCAACCUUGAAAGGGGACAAAUGAGUUGCCAAAUAGCUGUAGGCCCAAGUAGGGUCUUGAUGCUGUAGGCAUCAAGUCUGGGAAAAAGAUUCGAAGUACUGGAUUUGACUUGUGAAGAGCAGGAGUAAAAAUAAACGUUGGUGUCCGUAACGUCAGGGUGGAAAGUUACUUGAAAGGUCUGCUUCCAGUUCUUUGAAACUACAACUUUGGUCGUAAAUAGUGCAUGGAUAUAAUAUUUAAGUUGGCAGAAGUGUUUCAUUUAAGCUGACAAUCUGCAUGAAGACACUAGGUAGUAGAAAAGCGUGCAUUAAACGGAUCAAGAAUUCAGCUGAAAUGGCUUGCAGUAGUUGUCUGUGAUGAAUCACGGCUAAAUGGGGGUGUUUCUCGAGAGUUUUCUGAAUGGGUAAGUACUCCUCUUCACGCUGUUCAAUACACUCACCCGUCAGCCUCAAGUGUAAUUUUACUGCUGCUAAAAAAAACACCAAUUUUUGCAGCUGACACAAAACCCGGCAGAAUGAAUAAAGGCAGUCAUUCAGAGCAAUCAAGAUCCCUUGAUAACCGCGGCGGUGCUGGCUCACCCGGGUUCCACGCAGGCAGGGGGUGAAAUGGAGGACGGGGGGCGGCGGCGGCAGCCCCAGCGGUCAGCAGCGGUCACUAACGGUCGCUAACGCUCGCGCCCCGCGGCUCCCCUGAGGAACCCCCGGCCGGGCGGGCCGUGCCUGUGAGGCAGGAGCCGGGUGCGAGUGGAGGGGAUGACCCGGAGCCCCCGGGACGGCCGCAGGGACCCGAACCCGCUCCCCCCGCCUCGGGCGCCGGCCUGCGCGGCCGAGUCGGGUCGGGCUGCGGCCGGCGGGGCUGUCGGAACGGGGUCCCCUGCCGCCCCUCCGCCUGCUGGGACGGGUGGGUGACCUAGGGCUGGGCCAGGCCGGGGUACCUCACCUCACCCCGCCGCCCGCCCCCCGGUGGUGGGGUCAGGUGUUGCCGCCUCCCCCCAGCCCCCGGUCGCGAGCGGCUCCUUUAAAUUCUUGUGGAGGUCACCGGAGGAUUCGCCGCAGGCCAGCCCUGCUCGCGCGGCUUGAGCCAAUCCCUUUCCAGGCGUGAGCUCUCCUCGGGGCCAAUCAGAAAGGAGAGCCUUGGAGGCGGGAGGCCAGCCCCCGCGAUGGACGGCGCGGGUGACCAAUCACCGCCAAAACUGGACGGCUGAUGCAUACGAGCGACACCCAAUAGGCUUGCGGCCGAGUGGGCGGGCCCGGCGUCGCCGGGCGCCGCGAGCCCCCCGCCGGGUGGCCGAGGUAAGGAGGGGAAGAUGGCGGAGUGAGAGGAAGAGGCGGAGAGGCCGGGACCGGCCGCGGCCCCGCGGCCUCGGCCGCGUUCAGAUAAUCAUGUAUGAUCUGAAUAGCUUCCUAGAAGGAAAUUUAAUUUCAUUUGUUUGUCUCUCUCGCUAGGCUCACUGAAGGGAAUGAGGAUUGAUCAAAAAUAAUGGUCUCCAGAUCUGUUUUUCCCCAUCUUCGUAAUAAGACUUUCUCAACAGUGUGAGCAUGGAUGGUCAAGCUCAUGAUCAGCUGAAAUGUUUGAGUGCCUCAGAGAGAAAGUGAUGGUGACCUGUGCUCUAUUUCCAUUUUCAUGAUCUGCUCACUACUGCUAACAUAGGAGUUGAAAAUUGUCACUGGAAGAUUAUUGCUGAACUUGAUCAACUAGAGGCUUAAGAUCCUCUCCUGACCUUCAAGAAGAACGUGGUCCUGUUGCUUGCUCAUAGGCUGCGAGAUGUGUAUGUUUCUCUUUUAGCAAGCAAAACCUGCCCUUCACUUCCAUGGAGCUGAAUGAACAAAGACCUCUCCACUUCCUAUUUCAACCAUCUCACCCAACAUUUGAUUCACCAGAUGACUUCUCCCACAGAAGUACCCCGCUGUUUUAUCAAAACUCAAAAGCAGAGUAACAGAAAUCAGCAUUUGUUUCCUGAAGAAAUGUCUUCUGUACCAGCUCUUCAUCCAGCUUUUUGCAUUCUGUUUUAAAAUGAGAAGUACUUUGUAAUCAGAUGCAAUUGGAAUCUGGUGUUCUUCACCAAUAUCUCCUUCUUCAUUUUAGGAAGGUUAAGUAUUUCACUGUGUCACAUUGCAAUUCCUAGCAGAUAAAGUGUCUGCAUGCAUUGCUAUGUCAAACUCUCUUGACGUGUAUGAAAAGUUGCAGCAGGAAAACCAGAACAUAUUCUUUGCUCUGACAUGAGGAGGAAACUUAGCAAACAACUGGGGACAUCCCAUACAGGUAUUUUCUAGUCCAGGACCCAGGCUUGACUUUGUAGAUAGAUGUCUUGAUGUCAACUCACAUAAAGCAGCUAACGCACAGGAACAAAUGCAGAUCACUUUGUCUGUAGCGUGUAAAUGCAUCGUCCCAGUCUGUGAUCAAAAUGUAUAUUUGCAUGUGUGAACCUAUGUAAGUGCUGGAUAUGAAGAGCUUUCACCAGAAGGAGAAAUUUCUCUGCACCAUUUCAUUUUUAGCAAAGAAAAAUGAAGCUUUAAAGGCCUCUGGGGUAACACGAUAAUGAUUAGGUUUACAUUAAAUCAUUCUCUCCCUCUGGCUUUCUAUGAAUACUUAGCAGCAAAAGGAACAAAAGCAUUCUACUGUAGAAGAGAUGGGGCAGUACUUUAUUAAAGAAAUCAACUUCUGGUAGGAUGGAAGAGACCAGAGGUGUAAAGUUGCAGUUUAUCUACUCAGCUUCCUUGGCACAGUUUCAGCUUUUCUUACUGCUGAUGGAAUCACCUUUUUGAUUCUUCUGUGACUGAGAACUGAGAUGACCUGUAUGUUUCCAUCAUCUAGGUGGAAGUCGGCCCAAGAGAAAUGGACUGUUAGCAACGUAAGAGGGGUGAAUUGAGAGAGAGCAGAAGUACUUAGGACGGGCCUUUUUCUGGUUCCUUUUAUUACUAUCCAAACUAAGGCACAAUCUGUUGUUCUUAUGUUUACACAAGAUUCUUUGUCUCCAUAAUUUGUCAUUAUAUAGGAUGUUUUCUGUCAUUCUGAGAUGGGAGCGUGUAUUGUUUACAUGCUCCCCGCUAUGGUAUUCUAUAUGGCAAGUAAGAUUUCUUGGCAAAAAAAAAACAGAACUGGGAUGUUUAUUCUAUUCCACUUCAAAUCUGGAGCUCUUCUUAGCGCACCUUAUUCCAAGCUUGUGAUUUAGAAAAUGUGACUUACUAGCUUAAAAUAAUAUUUUCAAAUCUGGAUCAAAUAAAGGUAUAUCGGUUCUGUUAAUAGGUUUUGGGAGAUAAUAGCAUGGUUGGGGGGAGUGUUUUAGAUUUCUUGUUUUGUUCUGCUUUUCUUUUUAGAUAACUGCUGGAGACAGCCAGGCAACCUGAAAAUGGCUGAAAAAGCCAACAGUUUAAAUCCUUCUUAAAUCUUAAUGAUAGAUUGCAAGGGCAGCAUUCUGGUAUUUAAAAUGAGGUGAUGUUUUAUGGGACCAAGUUCCAUAGCGGAGUAAGGACAAGUGUUGAUGUUGAUCCUAGUCUUCGGAGUAGAGCUGAGUUAAGUCUGCGUUUUGACUUGCAUUGUAGGAAUAAGAUUUAAUGACAGCUUUACCCAUUUUUUGUUUCCAUGAAGAAAAGAUCAGACACGUAAGCUAAAGAGUGGUGGGCAAGACACUGCAUAUCAAAAUAAUGCCAACUGUAAUGAGCAGAGGGGUGCACUAAAAAUGUGUGUAACAUUGUGAUGAGCUGUGUGAUAUGAGUUACACUGAUCUUGAUGAGGCAAGCACCAGCUUAGCCUGACUUCUUUUAAGAACACAGGAUUUCUUUGCUGAGUAUGGUCUGAAUUUUCUGGCACUGGGGACAACUAGAAAAGCACACUUCCUUCUAGGGCCUCCUUACGUUGAAACCAAUAGGAUUUAAUGUAGAUGUUUGUAGAAGCAGGAUCCAUCUCUCAGUGAUGGAAAACACUGUCACUAUCAUAGGAUUAUAAGUGGUUCGGAGGUAUCUGAUCUAAGAAACAUCUGAUUUUUAGAUCUGGGAAUUUCCUGUUCUUCCUUCUGCCCGUACUUACCCUUCUGAUAUUAAAGCUAGCAGUUGUUCCUUGCAUAGCUUGAUGACAAAAUACUUGGGGGACAGGAAGAUAUUUUUGCUUUCUGUGGACAUGUACAAAAACUAAGAAUUUGUCUGAUUAGAGAGUAGACACUUUAAGCUGAUUUCUUUUUCCAUAGGAAAAA